CAACGCUGGGGACAUUUUUUCAUCACACAUUCUGAUUUUUCUCAUAUUUAUUCACCUUCCAUAGGUUUUGCAGAAACAUGAAAUUCUCAUACGAAAAUUUCUUCAGAACUCCUUUCAAACGACGUAGAAAGUGCAGUUGGAUUUCUUCAAAAGAAUACGUGAUUCCUAAUGGUGUUGAGUGGAAGGAUUUAUCGGUUUUGGUGAGGAUGAAUUUUGGAACGCCAACCACCGCAGCCUCUUCGGCCUUCUCGGGUUUUUCAUUUGGCGGUAAACCUACCAGCAGUGUAGCAGGAGCGCCAUUCUCCUCAGGCCUGACUUUUGGGACUGCAGCUCCCGCGCAGACGAGUUCCGCAGACGUUGGAAGCCAGCAAGUGAAUCCACUGACCCUUGGAAAUGCAUUAUCGUCCAGUGCUACGACAUCAUCUGCCGAUGCAGGCGGAUUCAAGGGUCUUGGAGGCACACCCCAGUCUGGACAAGGCGAUGCUGGGAAGGAUAGCCAAACUGGGGUGCAGGCGAAAGAUGCCCAACUUCCACCAGAAAUACGCAUGACAGUGGAAGAGUUAAAGGCCCAUAUAGCGGCUCAGAGGCAACAUCGUGAUGAAAUCAUGAAGAUCUCAGAGAUGCACAUUCACAAAACCUCUGAUAGACUGGCAGCGUGUCAUUCGAAGAUUAUCGCCCUCUCUAGUGCUAUGUCUGUUUUAGCCGCAGAAGUUAAGCGAAUUAAGGAAGAAGUUCGGGAUGAGCUUCGGAACGUCGAUAUAUCACAGCGCACGAGAGAGAUUCCCUCAGGAUUGCAGUACGAAAAUGAAGCCCCCUUGGAGUAUUUUCUUCGAAAGUUGCAGCAGUUCGAUGCUCGUUUCGCCGAAUGCAAAGAACAGACGACUGAUCUGGAAAAGUAUCUUGCUAAUGGAAUGGAUACGAGUUUGUCGGAGAGAGAUUAUCAGAAUUUUCUAAACCGCCUACAUGCGACCUUGUUGAAGCUUGCCGGAGAAGCCAACAUACUGCACCAGCGAGUGAUCAAGUUCAAAUCCGAGUGGGAUGCUGAAGUCGGAUUUGGGCAGCCAGGAAAUCCAUUCGUGGUCAACCCGUCGUAUUCUGUGUCGCAUUCGUCCAUCUAUAACGCUAUUCCCACUGGGCCCAUGGUGUUGGGUCCUAGAGUGAUGGUUAACUCUACGCCAUUGUUGCUGUCAUUAUCGGAUUGGAAGAACAAGCUCCAUGGACCACCCCCGGUGAAUAGUUUGGUUCCUGGGUCAGUGAACUUCUUGGCGCAGCAGCCGGGUGGAUUACAGCAGGCUUCAUCGAACGCAUGGACUUCUUCGUCGGGAUUGUUCGGCGCAUCUGUCGAGAACAAGCCGAAUUUUCAACUACAAUUGCCACCCGCCGGAACAAAACGCGGAAAACGUUGA
Messenger RNA from Notodromas monacha, 1406 nucleotides. The record is from the annotation of a GenBank genome assembly. Lineage: Eukaryota; Metazoa; Arthropoda; Ostracoda; Podocopida; Cyprididae.